Closterium sp. NIES-65 is the source of this 1191-nucleotide messenger RNA. NCBI's taxonomy places the organism in Eukaryota, Viridiplantae, Streptophyta, Zygnematophyceae, Desmidiales, Closteriaceae. The record is from the annotation of a GenBank genome assembly.
AUGGCCUCCCAGCUGCGCCACAAGCUCAUCGGUAGUACUACUCUAAAGCCCUCCGCGUCACAGCUCUUCCGCAGCGACACUCGCUGGCAGCCCGUGCAGGAGCUAUUUCGCCGCGCGUUCGCCAGCAGCAGCAGCAGCAGCAACAGCAGCAGCGACGGCGGUCUCAGCCGCGACAACCCGCACCGCCACAGUUUCGUCUAUUCCUGGGAUUCGCCCAUCAAGAGCGCGCCGCAGCAAGCGGCGCAGUCCAGAGGCGUGGACGACGUUCCCCAGAUGGACUCCGUGGGCAAACCCCUCCAGGCGCAACCAUCUUCCCCGUCACAGGCUGCGCCGACCGCGGCAACCGCGUCGACCACGACUGCGCGGCGAGGCGAGCCGGUGCAGAAUCUGAAGCGGUUUCAGAUCUACCGGUGGAACCCGGACGAGGGCGGGAAGGCGAGGAUGUCAGACCGGUUCUUUUUCUUUCAUCUCUGCCGGUCAAUGGUGGAGUACACAGUGGACACCACCAAGUGCGGUCCCAUGAUCCUGGACGCACUCUUUACGAUCAAGAACACGCAGGACCCCACGCUCGCGUUCCGGCGCAGCUGCCGCGAGGGCAUCUGCGGGUCGUGCUCCAUGAACAUCGACGGCCAGAACACGCUCGCGUGCCUCUGCCCCAUCGACCCGCGCCCCACCGUGGCCACCACGAUCGCGCCGCUGCCGCACAUGUUUGUGAUCAAGGACCUGGUGGUGGACCUCACGUGGCAGUACCAGCAGUACAAGUCUAUUGAGCCGUGGUUGAAGGUAAAGACGCCUCCUGCAGACGGAAAGGAGAACAGGCAGAGCGUAGAGGACCGGGAGAAGCUGGAUGGGCGCUACGAGUGCAUCCUCUGCUUCUGCUGCACGGCUGGCUGUCCCUCCUACUGGUGGAACCACAACAAGUUCCUGGGUCCUGCUGCUCUUAUCAACGCCAGUAGAUGGGUGUUUGACAGCCGGGACGAGAGCACCUCAGAGCGGCUGGACCAGCUGGCAGAGAAUGACAGGCUGAUGCCGUGCCACACUAUCAUGAACUGCGCUCGCACAUGCCCCAAGCACCUGAACCCCGGCAAAGCCAUUUCGCAGAUGCGCGCCAUGCAGGUCCUGCAGCGCGUGGGGGUGAAGAGGCCUGAAAAGGUGCCUGAUAUUAUCCCUUCAAACAGAAGAGGGUCUUAG